AUGAUGAUCAUGAAGGAAGAACAAAUGCACUAUUAGGCACAUCAAAUGUUCCGGGCUAUUUUCCAAAUUAUAAACCAUUUUUUUGGGGUGAACUCGGGAUGGCAGAUGGGAUCAGCAUAAUUGACCGACUAUCGGACAGAGAAUUUCAUAAUACGAUCUGGUCAAGUACUUUUACUGGUGGAAUUAGUAGCGGUUUGUACUGGAAUGAUUGGGAACAGAAAUAUGGGGUCAAUCAUAGAAAGAACUUUCAGGCGCUUAGGGCAUUUACUGAUAUGA
Messenger RNA from Stylonychia lemnae, 276 nucleotides. The record is from the annotation of a GenBank genome assembly. NCBI's taxonomy places the organism in Eukaryota, Ciliophora, Spirotrichea, Sporadotrichida, Oxytrichidae.